CACGGCGUAGGCACUACGCAGGGUGAGUGGGAGAGAGGGAGCUACAGAGGAAGAGAGAGAGAGAGAGAGAUAGAGAGAGGGGGAGAGAAGUGAGAGAGAAAGAGAAGCCAUUACGGAGAUUCCACACAGAGAAUCGUCAGACGGCAGAGAAAGCAUCCCAGCUUUGCAUGUAGGUCGACCGAACGCCUCGCCAAAACCACUCGAGGAGAGAAUCUGAGCAGGAAAGGCUGAUCACGAAAAUCCAAACGUGAUAGAUAUUAAACCAGGUAUGGAGAGCCUGCUAGAUAACCCAAUGAAAGCCGUGCUGUAUCUGAAGGAACUCACCACCAUCGUGCAGAACCAGCAGAGCCUGAUCCAGACGCAGCGCCAGCGUAUCGACGAGCUCGAGCGGAAGGUGGAGGACCUCAUUGGGGAAAACCGCCAUCUGCGGGACCCCCAUCAGUCCUAUCACCACCACCACCACCCGUCUCCCCGCAGUACAAGCCCUCAGCCACCCGUCCACCUGCUCCAGCAUCCAGGGGGCAACAAAGCCGGGGUUCAUCCUAGCCAGCAACCGCAGCAGGUCGCCUCUUUAACAGCACAGCCUCCGCAGCAUCCUCCCCCUCCGACGCCUCCAGUUCACCAUCCGCAGCAACUGCAGCUGGUGCCCACCUCCCCGCCGUCUCCAAAAGCGGGCCAGAGCAGCCCCGACUCAGCGGAGGAGGACAAGAAAAGCCCGGCGUGCUGCAAGUCCCUGGUCCCGCAAACACCUACGACUCUGUGCCGCUCCGUUGGACUUGCCAGGAAAGCAGAGAACCAGACUGUGCUGCACCAGUUCUGCUGCCCGGCCCCAGAGGCCCCCGAGGGGGAGUCCUCGGCCUGUGUCCCCAGAUCGAAAUGUUAGAGCACAAAUACGGCGGCCACCUCAUCUCCCGCCGCGCUGCCACCAAGAUCCAGACCGCCUUCCGCCAGUACCAGCUCAGCAAGAACUUCGAGAAGAUCCGCAACUCCCUGCUGGAGAGUCGCCUGCCGCGGCGCAUCUCCAUGCGCAAGGUGCGCGUGCAGAACGCUGAGGGCUUCUCCGCCGAGCGGGCACUGGCCGAAGGCUGCAGCCUGGCGGGUAUCCCCCUAGUGCGCUCGCCAUCACUGCCCGCCACAGUGGGCGGCACCCUGACCGACCUGGAGGACUCAUUCACAGAGCAGGUGCAGUCGUUGGCAAAGUCCAUUGACGACGCACUCAGCAACUGGAGCCUGAAGACCAUGUGCUCCCUCCAGGAAGGAGGGGCCUACCAGUUCAGUGCAGAGUCCUUCAGUGCGGCCGGGGGAGGAGGGGAAGUGGGAGGAGGAGGGUUGGACCAGGCUUUUCUCCAGAGCAUAUCCGGUGGGGAGAAUACAGGCGACCUGCCCCGCAGCGCCAGCAAGCUGCUGAUGGCCUUCCGCGACGUGACCGUUCAGAUUGACAAUCAGAACUUCCGCAUGUCCUCCUCCGUCAUGGAGUCAUCGGCCUCUGUCUCCAUGGGCAACUGCGUCCAGCAGCAGCAGGGGGGUGCAGCCACCACCCCCACCAUGCCCACCGCUCCCCCGCCCUCACCCCCUAAAAAACACUCCCCUCCUCCCCCUGAAGAGGUCCCCGCCGAAACCACAGACCCCCCUGUCCCUCCCCACGAGCCCCCUCCGCCCCCAGAACCAGUGGUAGAAGGAGAGGGGCAGGACGCCGACUUCCCUGCGCCCCCGCCCAGUGAAGAGGAGCUAGAGGAGGAGGAGGGCCAGCAACCCCCCUUGACCCCCCUGGACAAACUAGCCAACCCACAGACCCCGGAGGUGGUCAUCCAGCCCGUCCAGCCACCUCAACCCCAGGAUGGUGCACCCUCAGUGGCAACCCCAUCCACCGAGGCCCUGGAGGCCAAGCGGAGCGGCUCGGAGACGGCUGAAACCAGUUCCGAGCAGAUAAGCUGCAGCAACAGCACUUCCACGGAGGCACGCUCGGCAUCGGAGGCCUCAUCCAAGGAGGCCCUGCAGGCCAUGAUCCUCAGCCUGCCGCGCUACCACUGCGAGAACCCGGCCAGCUGCAAGUCGCCCACACUCUCCACCGACGUCAUGCGCAAGCGCCUCUACCGCAUCGGCCUCAACCUUUUCAAUGUUAACCCUGAUAAGGGUCUCCAGUUCCUGAUCUCACGAGGUUUCAUCCCAGACACGCCCAUAGGUGUGGCUCACUUCCUGCUUCAGAGGAAGGGCCUGAGCAGGCAGAUGAUUGGAGAGUUCCUGGGAAACAGCAAGAAGCCCUUCAACAGAGACGUCCUAGAUUGUGUGGUGGAUGAGAUGGAUUUCUCAGGGAUGGAGCUGGAUGAGGCUCUGAGGAAGUUCCAGGCUCACAUCAGAGUCCAGGGAGAGGCCCAGAAGGUGGAGAGACUGAUCGAGGCCUUCAGUCAGAGGUACUGCAUGUGUAACCCGGACGUGGUGCAGCAGUUCCACAACCCCGACACCAUCUUCAUCCUGGCCUUCGCUAUCAUCCUCCUCAACACAGACAUGUACUCACCCAACAUCAAGCCUGACCGCAAGAUGAUGCUGGAGGACUUCAUACGCAACCUCCGAGGUGUGGAUGACGGAGCUGACAUCCCCAGAGACAUGGUGGUGGGCAUCUAUGAGAGGAUCCAACAGAGAGAGCUGCGCUCCAAUGAAGACCACGUCACCUAUGUCACCAAGGUGGAGCAGUCCAUUGUGGGCAUGAAGACAGUUCUGUCUGUUCCCCACAGAAGAUUGGUGUGCUGUAGCCGUCUGUUUGAGGUGACGGACGUCAACAAGGCCCAGAAACAGGCAGCCCACCAGAGAGAAGUCUUCCUCUUCAAUGACCUUAUCGUGAUCCUGAAGCUGUGCCCGAAGAAGAAGAGUUCAGCAGCCUACACCUUCUGUAAAGCCCUGGGCCUCCUGGGCAUGCACUUCACACUGUUUGAGAACGAGUGUAAGUCACCUAACACCAGCAUCACUACUCACCCUCCAAAGGAGAGA
Molecule: messenger RNA, 2985 nt
Organism: Oncorhynchus kisutch (coho salmon)
Lineage: Eukaryota; Metazoa; Chordata; Actinopteri; Salmoniformes; Salmonidae
Product: IQ motif and SEC7 domain-containing protein 3
Exons: 9
Biological process (GO): regulation of ARF protein signal transduction; actin cytoskeleton organization
Molecular function (GO): guanyl-nucleotide exchange factor activity
Source: RefSeq, a predicted model, not a curated record